AUGUACACCAGAUGGUUUCUGCUCAUUCUCGCACAAUUCUUGUCAGAUUUUGUAACAGCAAAUGACGAUUUGUAUAUUCUGAUUGAUGAAAUAAGCGUCUACAAUUGUCGAGGAGUGAAAAACGAAAUCAAAGUGAAUGAGGAGGAUGUUCAAAUUGUCGACGAACGCGGUCAACGAGUUUAUUACAUCCAUGCUCCUGGAAACUAUUCGCUGAAUUUCAAAAAAAUCAAAGUCGAAAAAAAUUUCGGCUUUCUGGCCGGCGAAAUCGGCGUGACACUUCAAGUGCCGAUAAUCGAAGGACCCGCUGGCAUUCGAUUUGAUCUACCGUACACGAUGAUUCCUGAAACGAGUCUUAUCUCGCAAAAAUGCGACGAAUACAGCGGAGUUGUUGAGAGAAACGGCAGAACGUACUGUCGAUAUUGCGAUUUGUGCGAAGUCGGAAAUGCCGUCGAACGCGAUUUGGCGAAUGGACGCAAUCAAUUUCUUUCGAAAAAUCCCAACGACACGCCAAAUGGAAAAUGCCACGAUAUUGAGGCGAAUGAAUAUGAUUUUAGAAGGACUAUUCAACUACCAAGUCGAUCGACCUUGGAAAAUCUGAUUCGAAGUAAAGCUCAGGGAGUGGACGACGAGAUUAAGAAGCGAUUGAACAAGGGAAGAGGAAGAUUCCAAGUGUUUCUGAAUUUGAUCACAGCUGAGAAGCCAGCAAUUUCGAGGAAUCGAUGGUUCGCUGGAUCGAAAGAUUGCGAGUGUUGUUUCAACAAAAAUUCUGAAAACUGCGACAGUCUCUCGUAUCUGUAUUGCAAUAUGGAGGACUGCAAAACCGGUUGGGCUCUUCAAUGCCUUCACAAUACUGCGAGAAUUGCAGCAUGUUAUACGGUGGAAUUCAAUUAUAGAAUGACUGUAUCCUACGCCGACGUUGUUCAAUUUCUUCGAGAAAAUAAUUACCCGCUUCAAAAUUACAAUCCCGCCCAACCCAAUGAAAUAAUCACACCGGCUCCGAAGCCUGUGAUGCCAACAGCAGAACACAGGGAGAUCAGUCAAUUACAGAUGUCGAGAGCAUGUGUUGAAUCCAUGUCGCCAAGGUUAACCCAUCUAAAACGGUAUUGCACAAUUUUCUGGAACGAAAAGCUUUGUUGCGAGCAUUGUCCCGAUAUUUGCUAA
Caenorhabditis bovis is the source of this 1161-nucleotide messenger RNA. The record is from the annotation of a GenBank genome assembly. Lineage: Eukaryota; Metazoa; Nematoda; Chromadorea; Rhabditida; Rhabditidae.